This is a messenger RNA of Rasamsonia emersonii CBS 393.64, 936 nucleotides long. RefSeq lists its product as uncharacterized. The transcript is spliced from 2 exons. Lineage: Eukaryota; Fungi; Ascomycota; Eurotiomycetes; Eurotiales; Trichocomaceae. Bases 1 to 936 code for a protein of 311 amino acids. The record is from RefSeq and is a predicted model, not a curated record.
AUGUCUCUCAUUCUCACCUCCCACUUUGAGUUCCUCGUCGGACCCGAGCGCACUUCGGUGACAGUUCACAAGGGCCUAGCAAGUGGGCUUUCCGAACCCCUCGAUGCUCUGAUGAACAAUGGGAAGAUGCUGGAGUCGACAACCGGCACAGCUGUGCUGGAGCAUGUUGAAGUCGAUGUCUUUGUCGCUUUCUGCGAGUUCGCGUACAGAGGCUCCUACACUGUUCCGACCGGCAGGGAAAUGGACUCGGACAGCAAGAUCCCGGAGAAUCGCAGUUCGGACCCUGAUGCAGGCCUUGGUGGAACUGCGAAUGUGGCCUAUCCGGGCAAGACGCCUUCUUACCCAAGAGUUCCCGAUGAAGACGAGUGGUUAUCCACUCACGGCAGUGAGUAUGACUGGACUUGGGCCAGUAGAUGCAAUCAAUGUGCAGAAGUCAGGGAGAGGAGAAAACUGAGUGAGUGGAUGGAUGGACCACCCUAUAUGAGAAAAGCUCGACUGCCGCCGCCAGAACCGAACCUCUGGGUACGACUGGUGACGACGUUCGACGAGCUGAAAUUCGCCGAAGCCGACCUUAGUAGGGAACGGAGCCAACCAUCAUCACUGACUUUUCACGCUAAGGUCUACGCGUUUGCCACGACCUACCUCAUCAGGCCACUGCGGGACCUCUGUCUGGGGUAUCUGCACCACGAGCUCUGCGAAGUCCCUCUUUUGGUCGAAAAUCUCCAAUACAUCUUCGACCUGGUGGAGUAUACCUAUGGCCACACACAGCGCGGAGAGGCCUGGGGGCCCAAGUUGCGGGAGCUUGUUGCCCACUAUGUUGCUAGCAGGGCGCACUUUCUGAGUCGGUACGAUCGACUGUGGGAUCUGUUGGAUAGCUAUGGCGAGGCUGGAUCGGAUCUGCUGCGGUUUCUGGUUGACGAUACCUGUUCCAAGUAG